UUUAUAUUUCCAGGAAUGGACAGAAAUGCAGGACUUACAAAGAACAAAUCAUGGAAUGUUCUUUGCAUUCGUCUUACCGUAAUUACCUGCUUUGAUUAACGCAGCAGUUCUGAGUAAAAGACACGAAAGGACAUCUGUAGGGCGGAGGUAACAUCACCAUAUCAAUGAUUUGCUGUUUUUCACUUGGAGUGACGUCUCCCUUAUAUUCAUGGAGCACGUUACAACACCUAACUCUUUGAACGAAUGAACGACAUAAGGCGACUCUCAGAACAGCCUUCCACAGUGACGCAUCUCGUCUCGUGUCGGCCGGAAUGGAACAAAAGCGAGAUCGCAAAGAACGAAAGCACUACACAGAUGACUGGGCUCUUGGAGAUGAGGAAAUUGAAGGUCGGCGUUCGUUCCGAUUGGAAGACAAGAUGGAAAGUGACCGUUUUCCACAGUGUUUUGUUAAGGAUAUGGUAGGAUCAGAUUUCAAUUUGGCGUACCUACAGAGGCAUGGGUUCAACACUCCCUUGCUGUUUCGUGACAAAACUGGUCUUGGGUUAAGAGUUCCUAGCCCAAAUUUUUCUGUUAAUGAUGUCCGGAUGUGUGUUGGUUCACGGCGAGUGCUGGACGUAAUGGACGUGAACACACAAAAAAAUGUGGAGAUGUCUAUGAAAGAAUGGCAGCGAUACUAUGAUGAUCCUAAUAAAGACAAGUUGCUGAAUGUCAUCUCCCUUGAAUUCUCGCAUACAAAACUUGAAAAUUAUGUCCAGACUCCUACUGUGGUGCGACAGAUUGAUUGGGUCGAUGUUGUGUGGCCAAGACAUCUGAAAGAAGCACAGACAGAGUCGACCAAUGUGCUGGAUGAAAUGAUGUACCCUAAAGUUCAGAAGUACUGUCUCAUGUCUGUCAAGGGAUGCUACACGGACUUUCAUGUGGAUUUUGGAGGGACUUCCGUAUGGUACCACAUACUUAAAGGGAGUAAGAUUUUCUGGUUGAUUCCUCCUACAGAACGGAAUAUGCAGUUGUAUGAAAACUGGGUUCUGUCGGGAAAGCAGUCUGAUGUAUUCUUUGGCGACACUGUAGACAAGUGUGGCCGAGUGACUCUAACAGCUGGAAAUACGUUCUUCAUUCCCACUGGCUGGAUUCAUGCAGUUUACACACCAUUAGACUCACUUGUUUUUGGAGGAAAUUUUCUUCAUUCUUUUGGGAUAGAGAAACAGCUUAAGACUGCACAAGUAGAAGACUCCACACAUGUACCACAGAAGUUUCGGUACCCGUUUUUCACGGAGAUGCUGUGGUAUGUGCUUGAACGUUACGUCCACUGCCUUUUGGGACGUUCUCACUUGGAUGAAGGAGGCGGUGGAGGAGGCACUGAAAGUCCUGGUUCGGAUGCUUCGAAACCUCAGACUUCUCCACAGGCAACAGAAACUCAUACUCAUCUGACUCCACAGGAGCUGCAUGGUCUCAAAGCCAUCGUAAUGUUCCUCCAUUCACUGCCCACCAACAAGAAGAAUGUUCCAGAAUUAAUUCGAGAUCCCAUUGCCCUCAUUAAAGAUGUACGCACUCUUGUGGAACAGCAUAGAUAUGACAGCCCUGAAGCAGCUGUCACUGGUAAACCAAUUCUGAGAGGACCAGAUCAGUGUGACAGGCCCAGAAGCCGUGGUGGACGUCUUCCUCUGACCAAGAACUCUGGUAACCGUAGUUCGACUCCUUUUGCACCUGGCAGUACUAAGCAGGGUAAACAUCGUGCAGGGGGUAAAGGUGGAGCCAACCAAGGCGGAGGGGGUCCGAGGAGAAGACGAACGCGGUGCAAGAAAUGUGAGGCCUGUCAGAGGAGCGAUUGUGGCGAUUGUUCGUUCUGCUUGGAUAUGGUCAAGUUUGGUGGUUCAGGUCGAGCUAAACAAACAUGCAUCAUGAGACAGUGCUUACAGCCAAUGUUGCCGGUUACUGCAGCCUGUGUCAGCUGUGGACUGGAUGGUUGGGGCCAACAACCUGUCAUACCGAUUCAGAAGAUGAAUAGGGAGAUUCCCAGCUCACUGAUGGAGUGCAGCGUUUGUUACGAGAUCAUCCAUCCAGACUGUGUUGCCAAACUUUGUCCUGGUAUGGAGGGAGUUGUAAAUGAAGACCUCCCAAACAGUUGGGAGUGUCCAAAAUGCUGCAAAGAGGGGAAGAAUGUCGAAUACAGACCUCGUCAUUUUAGAGCAAGGCAAAAGUCGUCAGAUAUCCGUCGGAUGUCUGUGAGCAGCGAUACCAAUUCUGCCUUGCUUGAUGCAAUUAAAGUUGAAGGAAUGAAAGUGGAAAUGGAUCCAGUGGCAGCUAUUAACACUGCUUCGAGUUGCGAUGAUUUUGGUCGACCUCUCACCCCGCGUGACACCUCCUCUUCCGUUAGUUCGACUGGAGCCGAUUCUCUUCCUGCAAAGAGGCCAAAGCUGGAGCCAGAUGAAACUUCUAAUGAGCAUCAGUCGUCAAAUUGGAACGAACGAAUGUUAUCUCCAAGUGAAGCCAAUGUCUCACCUCCUGGUAGUAUAGCAUUGAAACGCAGUCAGAGUGCAGAGGACUUACCUUCAAGUGGUGCAAGCCCUGGUAAUAUGAACAACGGUGGAACUGGUGGUCCCGCUGAACCAAGGAAGUUGGCGUUACGUACUCAGCUAGCCCAUCAGCUAUCUGGUAACUCUAGCAAAGUUCUGAAGAGACCUAGUUAUGUUGUACGACCAGCACCUGGUCCACCCAGAGGAAUAAUGGGUGCAACUACAACUGGAUGUGCAAAUCUUGCUUUAGAAAAGGCUUGUAUGUUGCCUGUGUUUCGGUAUCUGAGUCCUGCUGAUCUUGCCCGUUGUGCUGGGGUUUGCAGGACGUGGGCUGCAUUUUCUGUUGACCCGAGUUUGUGGCGUCGUAUGGAGCUGUCACACAAACAUAUUCUGACUGCACAGCAUUUAGCUGGAAUAACCAGGCGCCAACCCGAACAGUUAGUUUUAGAUUGGAGUGUUGUAGCGAAACGACAGCUCGCUUGGUUAGUGGUCCGACUUCCGCAACUCAGAGAACUUUCUCUCCAGGGGUGUGUCUGGGCCGGAGUCAGUGCAUUACGUACCUGUGUUUGUCCACCUUUAGCUUCUUUGGACUUGAGUUUUGUAUCUGGACUCAAUGACGCAUCUCUGAGAGACAUUCUAAGUCCGCCACCAGAUUCUAGGCCAGGUCUUGUGGAUACGAAAUCGCGACUUAGAAAUUUACGUACACUGAGAUUGGCAGGCUGUGAUUUAACUGAUGUUGCCCUGCGUUAUGUGACACAGCACCUCCCCCGUUUGGCCGAGUUGGAUGUAUCAGAUUGUCAGAGGAUCUCUGAUGCUGGAGUAGCUCAAUUAGCAACACCACCUGCAGCAACCAUAAACUUGCUCCAUAGUCUGAAUCUUACCAAUUGUCGACUUAUCACAGAUGCGAGCUUAGAACACCUUGCAAGGUGUGAUGCUUUGGUAAGGGUUGACUUACGGAAUACCCCACAUGUCACUGCAGCAGCUAUUGCUAAAUUCGCAGUUAGAAGUAGACAUGGAUUGAAGGUUAUGGAUGGAAAGCUUAUAGCCAAGCGGCCAACCUCUGCUUGAGACUUAUGAUAUAUAAAUGUACAUGCAGGACUUGAAACUAUGGCACAUUUGUGGCAACAGUAGGAUGUUUUAUAUUUUCCUAGUGACAGUUCUCACCAUCUUUGAUUCAGAUGCAGGUAAUGGGAUUGUGACCCAUGUCUUUAUAAAGAAUUGACCAUCUGUUCAUCCCUCCUAACUUAAAUCAGUUGUUUGAUGCAGUUACUAACUGCAAUGUUAGCAUAGCAUAUUUGAGGGUUUCUUAAAUGACUUUCAAAAUGAUUUAACCACUGAUAAGAGUAUUAGCUACUGAGCUGUUUGUUAGAGAUUGAUUCAUUAGUGAAAUGUUUAAGAAGAAUAAUUUUCGCGUAAGAAUUAAUUGAUAAAGAUCACUUGACUCAAGGAACAAUGAUUUAUGUGUGUUGGUACAGGGCUUGAAGUUUAAAUGCUAUGGAAGUUCUGUGUAAACGUCACAUUGACAGCUGAAGAUACCGAUAUGGAAUAUUGUGUCAUCCUCAACAUAAUCAAGUUUUAUUGCUUACAAGGAGCAAAUGAGGAAUUCAUCAGAUGAAGACUUGAACCUUUUAGUAUAUUGAAGAUGUGUGUUUUGUGAGUAUGGAACAGUAUGGUUUUAACAGAUAUAUCAUAGACAUAUUGAGGACUUUCAGCUAUAUAUAUGAUGGCUUGAUGGUUACAGCAGAGUUUUCAAUGAUGUUUAUGUGGGGAUUGGCAGGGUAGUUUCUGUACAUCUGGAAAAGGAGAUUGAGUUGUGGAUGAAUUUAUUGAAUAAAUCUUGUUGGUUGUAUUAAAUGAGUUUGCAGUUGCCUUGGAAACCAGCUAGAUGGUUCCUAUCAUCAGUCAAACACGGGAUGCGUUCACAUUUAAUGCUUCCUCUGUUUCAAUAACAGUAAAUUCCCUGAUUUUUCUCUGCAAUAUCCAGCCAGCCAUCUUAAGGUUGCAGCAAGUUUAUGUGAUUUGGAAUCGUAAGAAGUUUUCAGUUGUCAGAUGUGCUUUUGCAUUACGUAACUUCAUGACCAAUCUAAGAUUGUGGUAAAAAGUACAAAAGAGGACCAGUGUGGGAGAAGGAGGGAAUCUGUGUGCAAUGUGAUGUUCCUUUUAUGCAAAAUGUGAUGAGAAACAGAGUGUGUAAUAGAUUAAAUAAAAGAUGAAUUAUGAUUGCAUUAUUUGAAGAAUACAACUUGGAUAAAAGAUUGAUCGUUAAAAACCAGUACAUUUUUGUAGAUAUAUUUGAUAAAAUUUACCGACAUCACAAUAUUUCUUGAAACAAAAAGUUUCACAAAACCUAUAUAGUACAGUACACUUUACAAUACUGUAAAUGUAAAAGUGUAGCUUUAGUAUUAAUAUUGUAGGAAGCUAGCAAAUAUGAUAUUAAAUGUAUGAUGAAUAAAUAUUUAAUUACAAUAUAACUCUUAUAUAUUACAUGGUAUGUGAUGUUCUAGGUUAUGAUGCCAUAUAGUCUUGUAGGUGGUUACCAAGAUUUUGGAGGAAUCUUCUGCCUCCAUCAUGAUGGUUCCUCUGAAACAUUGGUAACUACCUACAAGACAUUGUGUCAUCAUAACUCAGAUUUUCGCUCAUGAAAGUCCCAGGUUUUGCAUGAUUUUCUUGCAACUGUUGUAACUUCAUGGGAAUGGCAAUUUCUGGGACAUUUCACAUCCAUUUGUAUUAUUUUCUGACUUUUGUCUUCAAUGAAAUUAUUUUUCAGUGAACUUGAGUGGAUCUCAGUAUUGUCUGCAGAUGAAAGGUUGAUGAAAACAUGGCACCUGUAAAUAUUGUUUUAAACCAAACUUGAUUUAUAAAACUAUGAGUAUCCAUACCA
Molecule: messenger RNA, 5394 nt
Organism: Zootermopsis nevadensis
Lineage: Eukaryota; Metazoa; Arthropoda; Insecta; Blattodea; Termopsidae
Gene: Kdm2
Product: Lysine demethylase 2
Molecular function (GO): zinc ion binding; protein binding; DNA binding
Source: RefSeq, a predicted model, not a curated record